Messenger RNA from Blastomyces dermatitidis ER-3, 582 nucleotides. RefSeq lists its product as uncharacterized. The record is from RefSeq and is a predicted model, not a curated record. The coding region runs from base 1 to 582 and encodes 193 amino acids. The transcript has 2 exons. Lineage: Eukaryota; Fungi; Ascomycota; Eurotiomycetes; Onygenales; Ajellomycetaceae.
AUGACUACUCAAAUCUUCUCUCUACCAGAGUCUGAUCUUCGCCGUGCUGCUACUGAGUCCAAACGGGUUCGUGAUCAUAACGAAAAAUGGGCUCUGGGCUCCCGCGACCCCAAUUUCACUCCACUAGGCCAGAAGAUUGAGAAUCCUGCUUAUACCCGUAUUCGCCCUAUGCUAUCUCAGGGUAGCAGGGCUUGCAAGUCCCGUCGGCACCUUAACCAAUCCGACAUUAACAAAAGCUUCGCCGCUCAACGGGCCCAUUUCAGCUACAUCGUCGACCAAGUGCUUUACGACGACCACAACAUCUCAGACUCCUCUACGGACUCCGACCACGCACCUGAUCAUUCCGAAGCUGUGAAUGACCCAAACAUCUUCUACUCCUUCGACGCACCCACAGGCCCCAGUCAGGGCACGGAUAUCCUCAGCGCUGCCCUGGCAAAUGCCGUGAAGAAGUUCGAAAAGAAGGAGACCGAGAACCUGGCUCGUGAAUACGAGUUUGUUGCCAUCGAGGAAACUUCAAACAGCCAUGGCGACGGAUAUCUGGCUGAUGAUGAUUUUGAGUUCAUCAGCCGUGCGGACUUGUAA